GCUUGCCUGGAGCAGCGAAGGCGGUCUCGCGGGUUCAGGCUGCCGCUUCCUUCGUCGUGAGCCGAGUGAGCAGGAUGGACGUGCUAGCGGAGGAGUUUGGGAAGCUGACGCCGGAGCAGCUGGCGGCCCCGAUCCAGACGGUGGAGGAAAAAUGGAGGCUGCUUCCAGCGUUUUUGAAGGUGAAAGGCCUUGUGAAACAGCAUAUAGAUUCAUUUAACUAUUUCAUUAAUGUAGAGAUAAAGAAGAUCAUGAAAGCAAACGAAAAGGUUACAAGUGAUGCUGACCCAAUGUGGUAUUUAAAGUAUCUAAACAUCUAUGUCGGGCUUCCUGAUGUUGAAGAAAGCUUCAAUGUAACGAGACCAGUGUCCCCUCACGAGUGCCGUUUGAGGGACAUGACGUAUUCUGCCCCCAUCACAGUGGACAUUGAAUAUACCCGAGGCAGCCAGAGGAUCAUCCGCAAUGCCCUACCCAUUGGCAGAAUGCCCAUAAUGCUACGCAGUUCAAACUGUGUUCUUACGGGAAAAACACCAGCAGAAUUUGCCAAAUUGAAUGAAUGCCCUUUAGAUCCAGGUGGUUACUUCAUUGUCAAAGGAGUAGAGAAAGUUAUUCUCAUCCAGGAGCAGCUGUCUAAGAACAGGAUCAUUGUGGAAGCUGACCGGAAAGGUGCGGUUGGUGCUUCAGUGACCAGCUCGACGCACGAGAAGAAAAGCAGGACCAACAUGGCUGUGAAGCAAGGACGGUUUUACCUGAGGCACAAUACUCUGUCGGAAGACAUACCCAUUGUGAUCAUUUUCAAGGCCAUGGGUGUGGAGAGUGACCAGGAAAUCGUGCAGAUGAUUGGCACGGAGGAGCACGUGAUGGCUGCCUUUGGGCCCAGCCUGGAGGAGUGCCAGAAAGCUCAGAUUUUCACACAGAUGCAGGCAUUGAAAUACAUAGGGAACAAAGUGAGAAGGCAAAGGAUGUGGGGCGGUGGACCAAAGAAAACCAAAAUAGAGGAAGCAAGAGAGCUCCUGGCUUCGACCAUUCUGACCCAUGUGCCUGUUAAGGAAUUUAACUUCCGAGCCAAGUGUAUCUACACCGCAGUGAUGGUGCGCAGAGUGAUCCUUGCCCAAGGAGAUAAUAAAGUUGAUGACAGAGACUAUUAUGGCAACAAACGGUUGGAAUUGGCAGGACAGCUUUUAUCUCUUCUUUUUGAAGAUUUAUUCAAAAAAUUUAAUUCUGAAAUGAAGAAGAUUGCAGACCAGGUGAUUCCUAAGCAAAGAGCAGCCCAGUUUGAUGUUGUGAAGCACAUGCGUCAAGACCAGAUCACCAACGGCAUGGUGAACGCCAUCUCCACCGGAAAUUGGUCUCUGAAGAGAUUCAAAAUGGACCGCCAAGGGGUGACUCAGGUGCUGUCUCGGUUGUCAUACAUAUCUGCGCUGGGCAUGAUGACAAGAAUCUCUUCCCAGUUUGAAAAAACAAGGAAAGUGAGUGGGCCGCGAUCCCUCCAGCCAUCUCAGUGGGGCAUGCUCUGCCCUUCGGAUACUCCUGAGGGAGAGGCUUGUGGUUUGGUUAAAAACUUGGCCUUGAUGACACACAUCACAACUGACAUGGAAGACGGGCCCAUUGUUAAAUUAGCCAGCAACCUGGGAGUAGAAGAUGUCAAUUUAUUGUGCGGAGAAGAGCUCUCUUACCCAAACGUCUUCCUUGUCUUCCUCAAUGGCAACAUCCUGGGUGUCAUUCGAGACCACAAGAAGCUGGUGAAUACAUUCCGACUAAUGCGGAGAGCCGGUUAUAUCAAUGAAUUUGUGUCCAUCUCAACCAACCGUACAGAUCGAUGUGUGUACAUCUCCUCGGAUGGAGGGAGGCUCUGCAGACCCUACAUAAUUGUUAAGAAACAGAAGCCCGCGGUAACAAACAAGCACAUGGAAGAACUGGCUCAGGGGUACAGGAAUUUUGAAGACUUCUUACAUGAGAGCCUGGUUGAAUACUUAGAUGUAAAUGAAGAAAAUGACUGCAACAUCGCCCUCUAUGAACAUACAAUUACUAAAGAUACCACCCAUUUGGAGAUUGAACCCUUUACUCUUCUUGGCGUGUGUGCUGGCCUGAUCCCGUACCCUCAUCAUAACCAGUCCCCAAGAAACACCUAUCAGUGUGCCAUGGGGAAGCAAGCAAUGGGCACCAUUGGCUACAACCAGCGGAACAGGAUCGAUACCCUCAUGUAUCUAUUAGCCUACCCUCAGAAACCCAUGGUUAAGACCAAAACCAUUGAGCUGAUAGAAUUUGAGAAGCUGCCAGCCGGACAGAAUGCCACGGUUGCGGUGAUGAGUUACAGUGGCUAUGACAUUGAAGACGCUCUUGUGCUAAACAAGGCCUCCUUGGACAGAGGCUUUGGGCGCUGCCUUGUGUAUAAGAAUGCUAAAUGUACUCUGAAACGCUACACCAAUCAAACGUUUGAUAAAGUGAUGGGGCCCAUGCUGGAUGCCGCUACAAGGAAACCCAUCUGGCGACAUGAAAUUUUAGAUGCAGAUGGCAUUUGUUCUCCAGGUGAGAAAGUGGAAAACAAGCAAGUGCUUGUAAACAAGUCCAUGCCCACGGUGACUCAGAUCCCUCUGGAGGGAAGUAAUGUGUCCCAGCAACCUCAGUACAAAGAUGUGCCCAUCACCUACAAAGGGGCGACGGAUUCCUACAUCGAGAAGGUGAUGAUCUCGUCCAACGCCGAGGACGCCUUUCUGAUCAAAAUGCUGCUGAGGCAGACCAGGCGGCCCGAGAUUGGGGACAAAUUCAGUAGUCGUCACGGGCAGAAAGGGGUCUGUGGCCUGAUUGUCCCCCAAGAAGACAUGCCCUUUUGUGACUCUGGCAUCUGUCCGGACAUCAUCAUGAACCCUCACGGCUUCCCAUCACGCAUGACGGUGGGGAAGUUGAUUGAGCUGCUGGCAGGCAAGGCUGGCGUGUUGGACGGCCGGUUCCACUAUGGCACUGCAUUUGGGGGCAGUAAGGUGAAGGACGUGUGUGAAGACCUCGUCCGACAUGGCUACAAUUACCUGGGGAAAGACUACGUGACGUCUGGCAUCACAGGUGAGCCUUUAGAAGCGUAUAUCUACUUCGGCCCCGUGUACUAUCAGAAGCUGAAGCACAUGGUACUGGACAAGAUGCAUGCUCGAGCCCGCGGUCCACGAGCUGUCCUCACCAGGCAGCCCACUGAAGGUCGAUCUCGUGAUGGCGGCCUGCGUCUUGGAGAAAUGGAACGUGACUGUUUAAUCGGUUACGGAGCCAGCAUGCUCUUGCUGGAGAGACUCAUGAUUUCAAGCGAUGCCUUUGAGGUCGAUGUCUGUGGGCAGUGUGGACUUCUGGGGUAUUCCGGCUGGUGCCAUUACUGCAAGUCAUCCUGCCACGUGUCCUCCCUGCGCAUCCCCUAUGCCUGCAAGCUGCUCUUCCAGGAGCUGCAGUCCAUGAACAUCAUCCCCAGGCUAAAGCUAUCCAAGUACAAUGAGUAGCGGUGGAAGGCGCGCCUCUGGAAAGGAGGCCAUCGGUGUGCCCAUCUCUGCGGAGCUCCCGCUCCUGUGAAUAGUCCCGGGGUCCCGGAGGGGCGGAUCACACAGCCCAGAAGAUGAGAAGGUCCACGAUGCUGAGCCCUGGCCACUCGAGAGACGACAGCCGUGGGGGCCCUGCCGCAGCCAGCCUGACUCACGACAGAAAGGGCCAGAAAGACAAAUAAACUUGUUUUAUGCUCCCA
Molecule: messenger RNA, 3715 nt
Organism: Echinops telfairi (small Madagascar hedgehog)
Lineage: Eukaryota; Metazoa; Chordata; Mammalia; Afrosoricida; Tenrecidae
Gene: POLR3B
Product: RNA polymerase III subunit B
Exons: 28
Coding region: 75-3476 (1133 amino acids)
Biological process (GO): DNA-templated transcription
Cellular component (GO): RNA polymerase III complex
Molecular function (GO): DNA binding; DNA-directed RNA polymerase activity; ribonucleoside binding
Source: RefSeq, a predicted model, not a curated record